Besnoitia besnoiti is the source of this 2061-nucleotide messenger RNA. RefSeq lists its product as uncharacterized. The transcript has a single exon. The coding region runs from base 1 to 2061 and encodes 686 amino acids. The record is from RefSeq and is a predicted model, not a curated record. NCBI's taxonomy places the organism in Eukaryota, Apicomplexa, Conoidasida, Eucoccidiorida, Sarcocystidae.
AUGUGGAGGCAUAGCUCUUCGUCGGUGAGCAUUGAAAUUGUCCCUGAUGGUCCGCCAGGGACCGGGGCGGCGACGCCAGCUGCAUUUCCUCCCGUUCUUCAGAUCGACGGUGGUGGCGACUCCUCUUCGUCGGAAGGACUGUCCGCGAUCCAGUCGAAACCGAGCUUGAAGGCGCGAUUCUCUUCCGGAAGAGCGGCAUCUCUUUCGCCGCCUCAGGUCCCUGUGAGUUUUCGCGGAACUAUGUCGCGGCAAUCUUCAGCAUGUGUGCGGCCCAAGUUGUCUGCGGCAGAAUCGACUUCCAGCCGCCGCCUCGGGGAAGCCCACACACCGGCGCGUGCAGCACGCAGCGGGACGUUUCAGUCCGGCUCGAAUAUGGCGGGGGAGGAAGUUGCCCGCGAUGUUCCAGGUGAUCAGGACACACAUCCCAUCAUAAGGACUGCUUUAUCUACAGAGGCGUUUGCCAAACGGCGUCAAGACGCCGCCCCUCACAGAGGGCGUUCAACGGUGUCCUGGGGCCCAGUCGAGGAAGCUCCGGAACGCUCGACGAACUGGAAGUGGCGGGCCCUGUCAUCCUCCAGUGGUAGCGACACCCCGCCGGACGCCAAGCAUGAUAAGCAAUUAACAUCUGUUGAAAUUGAUGAAGCGGGGAGGAAAUCCUUUGUGGGCUCGCCUUACAGUACCAAGCGCGACACGCCAGCAAGCGCACGUGUAGACUUAGCGCGGCUAGAUUAUAGCGAUGUCCGUGAGCUCCUCCCCCAUAAUGUUCAUUGGGUUCCUCGGGGAUCACGGCUGUGGGCACUCCUUUGCUUGGUUUUCGUCUUUCGCGUUAUCUGUGCCGUGGCACUAUUGAUUGCUGGAGCCAUUGCGUUCAGCAAAAUACGCCAGAGCACUGCCUGCAAGGCGACCUUCUGCUUCAAAGACGAGACUGUUUUUUCCGUCGGAGUCGGGUACGGAUGGGCUCAGAAUAUGCUUAAUGCGCUCGAGUGGCAGCUCCUCAUUCCAGUGCUUGUUUUGGCUGGAACUAUUCUUGUGAACAGCUGCCUUACGUUUGCAGUGGUAUGGGAAAGGACGAAAGAAACUGCUAUCCGCGAGGAGAGAGCGACAGUGAUCUGUGGACUCAUUAGUACCUUCUGUCUCGCGGGUCUCGUGGGGCCGUUCUUCCUUGUUCGGAAGGGCUUCUGCGAGUUCGGCGCCUUUGACUGGAUGUAUCUCCUUGGCGACACAGCCAUCGCCGCCACACGCGCUGGCGAUGAGGUUUGCAAUCAAAACGGGAUGGUUCUGUUUACGAUAAUUAUUGCUGUGAUUGCGGUGUGCUCCGAGAUGUCCCUGUUUUUCCGGGGUUACGCGCGGCUUUUCGAGGCCACCCUUGUUCUGGGGUACCUGAAGUUCGCAGGCGGUGCUGCACUGCUCUUCAUGGCUAUUCUCAUCAGUAGAGAUUCCAUGCAAUACCAAAAUGCCACUCGAGAUAUCAGGAAUGCCUUACUUCUGAAAGCCGUCGAGGAGAGGUGGGGUGGCGUUUCUGCCCAAUCGCUUCUGUUGGCCAGCGAGCCGGGUGUGGGUGUCCUCAAUGAGGCUGAGCUUCCCACUGUGGAUGCUCUGCCAACUACCAUAGCUUCGCAGUAUAGUCUAUUCUUUGACACGAGCAUGGCUGCUCUCUAUAUCAUGGGCUUUGUGGAUAUUGGGUGUGGUCUCUACGGGUGCCUGGCCGCGUAUAGACGCUCCCCCAUGCUUGCGGGCCUCAACGUUCUUGUGAAUUUUGUUUUCGUUGUGGUGAACGCUGUCGCGGUUGGCGGAAUGUUCUUCGGGUCGAAGUCACUACAGUUCACGUGCAACUACAAAAAGUAUCCCGUGCGACAGCUGCCGUACGACCACUACUUCUCACGCCUCGUGUGUCAGUCGCGCGCUGUCUACUUAACCUCUUGGGCCGUGCUGGUCGUCCUUACACUCCUGUUUUUGGUGGACUUCCUUGUGAGCGCUUGGGGAUUCAUUCAAGCGUACUGUCGUAAGGGGCCGGCGGAAGCGGCGGCACUUCAGAAAAACCCCGAAGGAAAAACCGAUUGA